AUGGCCCACCAACUCCUGAAUGACUUGCCGCCCCCAAGCUCCAGUCCGAUUGGAGAGCCAGGUCCCACCGUUCCCACCUCAGUCCAUCGUGGUGCUGGUCAGUAUCCCAUUUUGACCCAGCAGACCAGAACUGCUCAAGUUGAUGCUUCACCCAUCAGAGCCCCUCAAGUCAGGGCUCCCAAGGUUGAGCUUCCCCAAAUCGAUACUUGUGCACUUGACUUUAACGCAAUGGUCCCUCGUCUAUGGACGCCUGGCCCGUUGAGCCCUCACUCAUUGGCACCAUCUCCACCACCGGCAGAACCUACUCAUGAUCUGCGUCCCCCUCUUCCGUCUGCUCCUCCGAUCGGCCCGCAGCAUACGUCGCCUCCCCUGGCAACUGCUCCUGUUUCUUGCGGUGUUUCUCCUUCUAGGUCGGUGGGCCCGCAGCAUGUGGUCCCUGCAGCGCCACCUGGCCUUGCUGCCACUCAUCCGACUACAAUCGAUCCCCACAAUAUCUAUCAAACCGCGACGCGCCCUUGCCACAUUGCUCAUAGGCGAUAG
This is a messenger RNA of Penicillium bovifimosum, 540 nucleotides long. RefSeq lists its product as uncharacterized. The record is from RefSeq and is a predicted model, not a curated record. The coding region runs from base 1 to 540 and encodes 179 amino acids. NCBI's taxonomy places the organism in Eukaryota, Fungi, Ascomycota, Eurotiomycetes, Eurotiales, Aspergillaceae. The transcript has a single exon.